Molecule: messenger RNA, 822 nt
Organism: Pantherophis guttatus
Lineage: Eukaryota; Metazoa; Chordata; Lepidosauria; Squamata; Colubridae
Gene: PIERCE1
Product: piercer of microtubule wall 1
Biological process (GO): axoneme assembly
Cellular component (GO): axonemal microtubule
Source: RefSeq, a predicted model, not a curated record
GUUUGGUUUCCUAGCAACCUGAGCUUGGUUUCCACGCCAAAGCCGGCAGGUGGGUACCAGGCUGGUCUUCCACCCGGCUCUUCUCUUCCUUCGGACGGAGGGGCUUUGCUCUGAGCGACCCCCACCCGCCCAGCAGUUCCCAUGGCCGAGGAGCCCGAUCCUGAAGCCGCUGCUGCCGCCUUGCGCAGCGCGGAGGAAAGUUGCGCAGGCCAGAGAACCAGCGAUCAAUACCGGGUGAACCAGGACUUACCUGCUCGGUUUAACCACCCAGGAUGGUUUCGGGGUUACAGAGUGAAAGAACGCAACCCAUUGUUCAGGACAACCAACAUGGAUUACGGAGCUAAACCACCAACAGUGCACGAGAUGCCGACCAGCUUCCAUGUCAGCCCACAUGCCUUCUCGAACCGUCUCAUCACGUUCGGCAUGUACAGGAACCAUGGCAUCAACACUGUCAUGGAAAAAAGCUACGUGACUGGCCCUGACAACUUCAUCACUUUCCUGGAUACCCUCAACUUCCACCCCAGUUACCGAACUAAAGGACCCUCCCUUUCGGAGUGAGGGGCACCGGAAGGCUUCCUGCUCUCCUUUAGCUUUUUACCGUUCCAACCACCAGACCAAAAAAAAAUGAUUCCUUGAAAUCUUUGUAAAGCCCCCACCCCCUCUUUCCUUGGAAUUUUUUUUUUUUUCCAAAGGUGGCUUGCACCAGAGAGACUCCAAAAUGCUCCUAAGGGGGCUUGUAGCUUGCAAAAACAGUCUUAACCUCUUUCUUAAUACGAUGAACAUGUUAAAGCAACAUUACCUGCCAUAAAAACGUUGGGAAUU